AUGCGGAAAGGCGUUCAAUACUUAGACCAGAAGAACGAAGCCAUAGCCCUCAUGGAACAGGCCGGAUGUGAUAUCACUCAAGCCUGUGGAGCCCCAGAGUGGACGAAAUUACAAGAGGUAUUAGCUCCUCAGUAUCGUCUGAAAAUAUUUCAGUUCAAAUCUACUUCGACUAAACUCUGUUUAGAGCGCAUCUUCAAAGGCUGGGGAGAUGGAACUUGUUUGAACAUUUUGUUAGACAACCGUCAUUGCGAUGCCAUCAUAUCCAUGCCGGGAGUAACGGGGAACCAAUAUUACUGUGAUCAUUGCGACGUGGGGUACAGGAAUGUCACAGAACAUCGGUCCAAAUGCCCUCAUCGCUGUACCUUUUGUUUAGGACAACACCCUAAUUGUCCCGAUGAAGGGAUCAAGAUUAAAUGCCAGGAAUGCCAUGGAAUGUUUAAGAACAAGACCUGCUACGAAAAUCAUUUAAGACCUCAUGGUAAGAAAACCACCACUACUGUCUGCAAUUUAAUGGGGUUAUGCGAGAAGUGUCAGUCCUGGAUACCUAAGAAAUUAUUUCCUCAUCACAAAUGCGGAGAUCAGAAACUGUGUAAGAUCUGUAAGAAAAUCGUCGAUGCCGAUCAUCGGUGCUACGUUCGACAGAAGCCCCAGAAGAAGAAGAAGGGAAAAGGCACCUUAGAGUUUACCAUUUAUUUCGAUUUCGAAUGCACUCAGGAAUCGGGCAUUCACGUUCCUAAUCUGUGUGUGGCACAUCGCGUCUGUCAACAUUGCGAUGACUUACCCAUAGACCGACCUUGUCCUCAUUGUCAUCACAUGGGACCCCGUCAGCACCUAUUUCAAGGCCCAGACACCUUAAAGAAGUUCAUGGACUGGUUAUUUCAACCCACUACAGUGCAUUCUUCUCCCCUGAAACCUAACGUGAUCAUGAACGGGAGUAAGAUCUUGUCCAUGGAAAUAUGUGGACUCAAAUUCAUCGACUCGUAUAGUUUCUUAACCUUUCCUUUGGCCAAGAUGCCCUCCGCUUUCGAAUUGAACGAAUUGAAGAAAGGUUAUUUCCCUCACUUUUUUAAUACGGAACAGAACCAGAAUUACAUGGGACCUUAUCCACCGGCAGCUUUCUACAAACCGGACGAAAUAACUACCAGUGGACGAAAAGCUUUUUACGAAUGGUACGACCAACAGAGGGGAAAAGUGUUUGAUUUCCAGAAAGAGUUUGUAGGGUAUUGUAUCUCGGACGUCGACAUUUUACGCCAAUGCUGUGCACGGUUUAGAAGCACCCUCAAGAAGUUGGUCAACGUGGACCCUUUCCAGGAAUCCAUCACGUUUGCCAGUGCUGCUAAUUUAGCCUACCGUCGAAAUUUCAUGCCUAAAGACACCAUUGCCAUCAUUCCGAACCUCGGGUAUGAACCGGCACGACAAUAUUCGGCCAAAGCCUGUCGGUGGCUCACCUGGAUGAGUCAUCAGAAUGGGUGUCACAUACGACAUGCCAGAAACGGAGGCGAAGUCCCGAUCGGAAAUUAUACCGUCGACGGAUACCAGGAAGCGACUCAUACCGUCUACGAAUUUUACGGGUGUUAUUGGCACGGAUGCCCCACUUGCUAUCCCAGUUUACAGACGGAAACUCAUCCUUACCGGACCCAAUUUACUUAUCAACAAUUACACGAGAAAACUCUCAGAAGGACUGCGGAUUUAGAGGACAUGGGGUACAACGUGUGUAGUAUCUGGGAGCACGAUUUCGAUCAACAAGUGCAACAAGAUGAGAGUUUACAGCAAUUUGUACGAGAUCUGGACAUUCCCGAUCCUUUGAAACCUCGAGAAGCCCUGUACGGAGGCCGGACCAAUGCCACUAAAUUAUAUUGUGAAGAAGGGGACAUGAGAUACGUGGACGUGUGUUCCUUAUACCCUUACGUGUUGAAACACAGACCUUUUCCCCUAGGGCAUCCCGAGAUCAUCACAGACGACUUCCAGGACGUGAGAAGUUAUUUCGGUCUCAUUCACUGUCGGGUCUUACCACCCCGAGGCCUCUUUCACCCCGUAUUACCUUAUCGGACGGGAGGGAAGUUAUUAUUUCCCUUAUGUCGCACGUAUGCCCAACAACAAGACUCUACGUCUCAAUACCCAUGUCAACACACCGACCGGGAACGUAGUCUCACGGGUACUUGGGUGACGAGCGAAUUACAUAAAGCCCUAGACAUGGGGUAUACCUUAGAGCAAAUUUACGAAGUGUGGCAUUUCAAAGAAAGCAGUCAAGACUUAUUUAAAAAGUACAUCAAUACCUUCCUCAAGAUCAAACAGGAAGCGUCCGGAUUUCCCCCCGACUGUAAGACCUCAGAACAAGAACAAGAUUACAUUCGACAAAUCUUCGACAAAGAAGGAUUCAUGAUGGAUAGGAUCAGUAUCGAGAAGAAUCCAGUGAGAAGAACCAUUGCUAAACUCUUUUUAAAUUGUCUGUGGGGAAAAUUUGCUCAACGCUUGUUAUUACCCAAAGUCAGAUACUUGGACGAAGUAGAGGAAUUACAUCAACUCUUACAAAAUUCGACUCUCGACAUCAAGGAUGUGCGACUCUUAGUCAAUAAAGAAGAUUCCAUUGAAGACAAGAUUCUAGUGAAUUUUCAAGACAAAGAGGAAUUCGUCGAAGAAUGUCCCUUUGGAAACGUGAUCCUGGCUUGUUUUACCACCGCCUAUGCCCGCUUACAUCUCUACGAGACUUUACAACCUUUAGAAGAACGGGGCCUUUAUUUCGAUACGGACAGUAUCAUUUACCAACAUAAGGAAGGAGCUUUUAAUCCUACCUUGGGUCAUAGUUUAGGAGAAUGGACCGACGAAUUAGACGGGGAUCACAUCACCAAAUUCAUGUCGGCAGGUCCUAAAAAUUAUGGUUUCCGGACGGACAAAGGAACCGAGGUUCAUAAAUGUAAAGGAAUCACUUUCAACCAUCGAACCUCUCAGUUGGUGUGCCCAGAGACUUUAGAAAAAAUGCUCAAGGGAGAAAUAGAGGAAGUAAAAGUCCCCUAUCCCAGCAAAAUCCAGAGGACCCGUGAUUAUGAGGUCGUGAAUAAACCUUCAGAGAAAACAGUUAGAAUUGUAUAUGACAAGAGACAAAUUGUAGAGAAUUAUAACACUUUACCUUAUGGUUAUUGA
Messenger RNA from Saccostrea cuccullata (small rock oyster), 3141 nucleotides. RefSeq lists its product as uncharacterized. Bases 1 to 3141 code for a protein of 1046 amino acids. Lineage: Eukaryota; Metazoa; Mollusca; Bivalvia; Ostreida; Ostreidae. The record is from RefSeq and is a predicted model, not a curated record. Gene Ontology annotation, molecular function: DNA binding; DNA-directed DNA polymerase activity; nucleotide binding. Gene Ontology annotation, biological process: DNA replication. The transcript has 2 exons.